AUGGCCUUAUUUCAGACGAUUCGUAACGAUGUUGGAAAGUUAUGCUAUAACUACCCAGGCACAAUCCUCUUGCCAAUGAAGGAGAAAAAAGCUAAGGAGGAAGAAUAUCCUGUCAACGAAACAUCCUGCUCUUCGAAGUUAGACCCUAAAGAAUACUUGAAGCGGAUUGAAAAAUGCCGUUACAGUCGAGUAAGAAGGCGAUUUGCUGUUCCGGUCAUCCUGAUCGACGGAAAAUUAGUUUGCCGAUCUGCGACACUCAGCAACCCACUUUCUUCUGUUUCGGAGAAUAUUAAACAACAACCAGACCCAAAAGCUGAAGUCAUUCAUGAAGAUAACUAUGCCAUGGCCGUGGAGAUGGUCAAGAACGCUGCAACCCAGGUCGUGCAGGUAGCAUCGAAUAUUGCUGAAUCCACGAGUACACUUUUGUUUCCAGAGACUUUGGAGGAAAUGCACUGUCACGACAGAGAACUCCUGCAAUAUUUGGAUAUUGACUUUAUUUUUGACCUCAUGGUAGAAAAGGAAAAAGUGUGCUUCGUCAAGGUCUCUUCUUCCGAAAAAGUAAAGAUGGAAUUUUACGAAGGCUUCAUUAUAACUCAAAUUCCAUACCCGGGUUGCGAAUUCUUCGAAGAAUAUCAUCGAAACGGCAGAAAUCCUGAAGGUCUGAAAUUUGAUUGGGAGGACCCUAGCGUAACUGAAGAAUGUAAAGUACCUGCAAGCUUCAUUAAGUAUCUUCGGGAGACUGACUAUAGCCAGUAUAAGGACUGGGAUCUCGUUAAGAUAACCCAAGAAUACCUCUUUCUUCAGCUAGUAGUCAUUACAUCAGGUAGCCAUAACGCCCUAGUUCACUGCAUCUCAGGUUGGGAUCGUACAGCCUUGUUCACAUGUCUUCUCCGGUUGUCUCUUUGGGCCGACCACUGGAUCCACGACGAACUAACUCCCUUGCAAAUGGCGUACCUAACCGUUGGGUACGAUUGGUAUGUUUUCGGGCAUAAUUUGCCGGUACGCCUUCGUAAGAAGGAAGAGGUUAUGCACUUCUGUUUCAAGUUCCUCGGUUAUAUUGCUUCAGAUAACUUUUCGAUGACAAAGCACUGGAGCGAGCUACCUGAAGAUUUGAAAUUAGACCGAAAAUUUCCAGUAUUCAUUGCUGGCGACCGCAGGAAGAGACUGGAGGAAGUCCAAGAAAUCGUGCUGCGUUUGUACGAUGUCAACAUUAUGACGACUAAUGUUCCCAUUUCUACUGAUGCGUCACGUAUUUAGAUUUUAAGAUUCAUGACAUCAUAUUAUACAUGACGUGGAAUGUAGAAUUCGGAAGAUGAAUGCAUUUUAGAUAUUUAAUUUUGUAUUUUAACUGGUUUUAUACUGAAAAUGUAAAUUUUAAAUCUUUACUUUUCCACAAGCUAAUUUAUACUAAAUAUUGUUGACUUUUUAAUGUUUUAUAAUAAAUUGGCAACAAUAAAGUCAU
Stegodyphus dumicola is the source of this 1462-nucleotide messenger RNA. RefSeq names its product phosphatidylinositol-3,5-bisphosphate 3-phosphatase MTMR14-like. Gene Ontology annotation, biological process: dephosphorylation. Gene Ontology annotation, molecular function: phosphatidylinositol-3-phosphate phosphatase activity. The record is from RefSeq and is a predicted model, not a curated record. NCBI's taxonomy places the organism in Eukaryota, Metazoa, Arthropoda, Arachnida, Araneae, Eresidae.